This is a messenger RNA of Trichobilharzia regenti, 1182 nucleotides long. The record is from the annotation of a GenBank genome assembly. NCBI's taxonomy places the organism in Eukaryota, Metazoa, Platyhelminthes, Trematoda, Strigeidida, Schistosomatidae.
AUGAACUUACGAACCUCUCAUACCGAUGAUGAAGAAGGGUAUUUAUCACGUCGGAAAGAUACUGAUUACAGAAUCUAUAUUCCUCCAAGUCAGAGAGAUUGUAUAGAGAAAUACUACCUUCCUACUUUAGUAACUCCCUGUGUUAUCUAUGAUUACAGUCGCCAGCCUACAGCUGACACUUCACACAGACAAGGGUCUUAUCUGCAAGGAAGUGACAAGUCCGUAACUGAAAAACAGGAUAGAAAUAUAUCAAAUUCUUCUGAGACGUACGUAGUUAACAUUCCUCGUCUAACUCCGCCUGCUUUGCUACCCACUCCUUCUACACAACCUCUUAAGGCUGAUAACGAUUCAUCUGAUAUCUAUACAGAUGAAAAUACGAAACGUGGUACAUCUAAUCAAUCCAGUGGGAAGAACAAACGUCCAAGAUCAUUAGUGAAUUAUUGGAAAAGUUUUGAUCCUGAUCUACUUCGUCCUCAUGGUCGUGGUUACCAUCUGCGUAAACAACGUAUUUUCAGUCCUAUGGCUAGACUAUGGAAAGCUAUGCAACAACAAAGUCAGGUACACGUUAUGACAAGGGGUUUAAGAGAGCCCAGGGCUUUGUUAAUCGGAAAUCUGGUCGCUUUUGAUCGUUACUGGAAUUUGAUAUUGAUAAAUGUUACCGAGUACUCAGUCCAUCUGCCGAAAUCUGCAUUGAAGGGUCAUGGAAGGCCUGGACGAAGUAAAAGACGACGUGAACAACGUUUGCGAAGUAUGCAACGAAGACAGCUUGAAAUAAAUGCGACUGAAAAUCAGCUUCAAAAUGCGAUAUCGAAUGAAGUAUUGUUCGAAGCAAGACAAACGAGUCAGCUUGAUUUAUCUCAAAGUGUAGACUAUGUGAAGGAAAAUAUAACUAAUGUAUUAAUGGAAGCGACAAAUACUCACGAUAAUAAUAAUAAUGUUCAACGUGCAGAUAAAAGUAUUCAAGUUGCUAAUGAUACUCAUAAUUGGAAACCAUCUAUGGUUAAUUUUCAAAAAAGAGGUAUCUCAGAACUUUCAGAUAUAGCACUUUGGAAAAGUUUACAGCCAUCAUCGUCCUUAUCGUUGGCAUCUGUAAAGCAAGUGAACAAUGAAAGUGAAUAUAAGGGACAGUUGUUUAUUCGUGGUGCAAAUAUUAUUUCUGUACGAAUUCAGUCAAAUACUUAA